This is a messenger RNA of Pungitius pungitius (ninespine stickleback), 525 nucleotides long. RefSeq names its product B-type lectin plumieribetin-like. The transcript is spliced from 3 exons. Lineage: Eukaryota; Metazoa; Chordata; Actinopteri; Perciformes; Gasterosteidae. Bases 69 to 425 code for a protein of 118 amino acids. The record is from RefSeq and is a predicted model, not a curated record.
GAAAAUCCCCCUUGCUGCACAUCACCCAUUUUGCUCUUCUUGCAGACUGUGGACCUCCGACCCCAAUCAUGAGUAAGAACUACUUGUCCAAAAACGAUGAACUCCGCAAGGGAGACUUUCUGCUCUCCAACAACAAGCAGUGGAAGGCCAUCUUCCAGGACGAUGGUAACUUCGUCAUCUACGGCUGGAAGCCUUUUUGGGCUUCGGACACUUCCGGAACAGACGGCAUGCGCGUGUGCAUGCAGGAGGACUGCAACCUGGUCAUGUACAACAAGGCCGACAAACCUCAGUGGCACACAAACUCCUACAAACCAAACAAAACCAACAUGUGCCGCCUUCACCUGACCGAUGCAGGAAAACUGGUGGUCAGCAGGGAGAGUGAGGAGAUCUGGAACUCUGAUAAAGACAAAGGCAAGAAGGCAUGAAGUGAUUCAAUGUGAACGUUAUGCUUUGUGAUCAGUUACCAGUGAACCUUCCUUCUGUAUCAUCUGAUAUCAAAUAAAAUACAUUUGUCACAAAGCACAA